Molecule: messenger RNA, 1978 nt
Organism: Boeremia exigua
Lineage: Eukaryota; Fungi; Ascomycota; Dothideomycetes; Pleosporales; Didymellaceae
Product: hydroxymethylglutaryl-coenzyme A synthase C terminal-domain-containing protein
Exons: 4
Coding region: 253-1635 (460 amino acids)
Biological process (GO): ergosterol biosynthetic process; acetyl-CoA metabolic process
Molecular function (GO): hydroxymethylglutaryl-CoA synthase activity
Source: RefSeq, a predicted model, not a curated record
AGUUGCACCGUGACCUGGGACCCUGGUUACGGCUAUGAUAAUCGUGAAUUUGCCGCGGACCCAAAAGUACACCAUCGGAAGGGAAAUUGGCGUUGUUGAGUUGCCAGUAUUGGCCCGCUAUCUUACCGCCUUUGCUAUUGUCCCUCGCGCAUACUCCUUUCUGUCAAAAUACUUAAGCGGUGAAGACCGCCCCUCCAUCUCCCUGAGCAACUUGCCCUCUCCUUCCACCACAACCUCACAACCUUACCAAACAUGGCUUCCCGUCCCCAGAACAUCGGCAUCAAGGCCAUUGAGCUGUACUUCCCCAGCCAGUGCGUCGACCAGACCGAACUCGAGAAGUUCGAUGGUAUUGCCGCGGGCAAGUACACUAUUGGUCUGGGCCAGACCAAGAUGUCCUUCUGCGACGACCGCGAGGACAUCUACUCCUUCGCCCUGACCACCGUUUCUUCUUUGUUCAAGAAGUACAACAUCGACCCCAAGUCCAUCGGUCGCCUCGAAGUCGGCACUGAGACCCUCCUCGACAAGUCCAAAUCGGUCAAGUCCGUUCUCAUGCAGUUGUUCGACGAGAGCGGCAACCACAACGUUGAGGGUGUUGACACAGUGAACGCAUGCUACGGCGGCACCAACGCUCUGUUCAACUCUGUCAACUGGAUCGAGUCUUCUGCUUGGGAUGGCCGUGACGCCAUUGUCGUUGCUGGCGACAUCGCGCUGUACGCCAAGGGCAAUGCCCGUCCCACUGGUGGUGCUGGCUGCGUUGCCAUGCUCAUCGGCCCCAACGCUCCCAUUGUUAUGGAGCCCGGCAAGCGAGGCUCAUACGUCAGGCACGUAUACGACUUCUACAAGCCCGACCUGACGAGCGAGUACCCUGUUGUCGACGGUCACUUCUCUGUCAAGUGCUACACUGAAGCCGUGGAUGCCUGCUACAAGGCCUACAACGAGCGCGAGGCAACACUGAAGUCUCUACAGAACGGUAACGGCGUCAACGGUCACUCUGAGGAGCAAGAGACCCCUCUCGACCGUUUCGACUACAUGGCUUUCCACGCACCCACCUGCAAGCUCGUCUCCAAGUCGUACGCGCGUCUCCUGUACAAUGAUUACCUGCAGAACCCCUCCAACCCCAUCUUUGCUGAGGUUCCUGCUGAGAUGAAGGAUAUUCCUUAUGAGGCCUCCGUCUCCGACAGGAACAUCGAGAAGACUUUCAUGGCUCUCGCUAAGAAGCGCUUCGCUGCCCGCGUCCAGCCCAGCAUUCAGCUCCCCACCAUGUGCGGAAACAUGUACUGCGGCAGUGUCUACGCCAGCUUGUGCAGCUUGCUGUCGAACGUUGACAGCCAGACCGCACAGGGCAAGCGUAUUGCUCUGUUCAGUUACGGAAGUGGUCUUGCAUCUUCUUUGUUCUCCUUCACUAUCAAGGGCAGCUACGAGCAGAUUGCCAAGUCACUCGACGUUCAGAACCGCCUGGAUGCCAGGCGCGUUGUUGCCCCUGAGACCUACGAUGCCAUGUGCGACCUCCGCAAGCAGGCUCACCUUCAGAAGAGUUACACCCCCAAGGGCGAAGUUGAACACAUUCUGCCUGGCACUUACUAUCUCGCCAACGUCGACGACAUGUUCCGCCGCACCUACGAGAUCAAGCAGUAGAUACCCCAAGAUCUCUCACCUUUACUCAUUUCUUUGCUGCAUUCUGGGCAUUUGCAGGAGUCAUUUGCAUGAAUCGGCAUAGACUCUGGUCAGGGCAGCAUCAUCUUUUCAGGCGUCCAGAAGAAUAUCUGGGAUUUAUAGACCGUAAAGACCUGUCAAACCCCGACUAAUUUGAGACUGCUUUACGAUCGUUACGACGGAUGGAAUGGAUUCAAUUGGCAGGAAACGACAGACAUGGUUGUCGAUGUCUCAUGACAGUUCAAAAGAGCUUAGCCAUUUUAAUAUACACUUCUCGCGAAGUUUUGUUGUAGAAAGCUGAAUACAAAGAUACUUACAUGGACUA